Molecule: messenger RNA, 3459 nt
Organism: Nomascus leucogenys (northern white-cheeked gibbon)
Lineage: Eukaryota; Metazoa; Chordata; Mammalia; Primates; Hylobatidae
Gene: RAB27A
Product: RAB27A, member RAS oncogene family
Biological process (GO): positive regulation of exocytosis; melanosome transport
Cellular component (GO): melanosome; secretory granule
Molecular function (GO): GTP binding; GTPase activity
Source: RefSeq, a predicted model, not a curated record
GCGGGGCGAGCCAGGUGCUUUGAUGUUGGGUGCCUACAUGUUUACAACUGUUAUGUCUGCUUGAUGAAUUCACCUCCUUGUCACCACAUAACUACCUUCUUGGUCUCUUGGGACUGUUUUUUACUUGAAGUCUAUUCUGAUACAAAAAGUAACCUUCCUGAAGAGGACAUGUGAUUGGAAGUUGUCAAUUGUUGAAGCAUCGGUAACUCCAGUCUCUAACGUUUUAGAAAAUCCUAACAAGCGGUUCUCUACCCUGUAAAGGUGAACCACUGAGUUCUUCAUUAUGUCUGAUGGAGAUUAUGAUUACCUCAUCAAGUUUUUAGCUUUGGGAGACUCUGGCGUAGGGAAGACCAGUGUACUUUACCAAUAUACAGAUGGUAAAUUUAACUCCAAAUUUAUCACAACAGUGGGCAUUGACUUCCGGGAAAAGAGAGUGGUGUACAGAGCCAAUGGGCCGGAUGGAGCCAUUGGCAGAGGCCAGAGAAUCCACCUGCAGUUAUGGGACACAGCAGGGCAGGAGAGGUUUCGUAGCUUAACAACAGCGUUCUUCAGAGAUGCUAUGGGUUUUCUCCUACUUUUUGAUCUGACAAAUGAGCAAAGUUUCCUCAAUGUCAGAAACUGGAUAAGCCAGCUACAGAUGCAUGCAUAUUGUGAAAACCCAGAUAUAGUGCUGUGUGGAAACAAGAGUGAUCUGGAGGACCAGAGAGCAGUGAAAGAGGAGGAAGCCAUUGCACUCGCAGAGAAAUAUGGAAUCCCCUACUUUGAAACUAGCGCUGCCAAUGGGACAAACAUAAGCCAAGCAAUUGAGAUGCUUCUGGACCUGAUAAUGAAGCGAAUGGAACGGUGUGUGGACAAGUCCUGGAUUCCUGAAGGAGUGGUGCGAUCAAAUGGUCAUGCCUCUACGGAUCAGUUAAGUGAAGAAAAGGAGAAAGGGGCAUGUGGCUGUUGAGAAGUCAAGUAAGUGACGUAGUAGUUCAGGUGGCCCAUGCCUGGGAUCUUCUCUAUGAUUGAUACAUGGCACAGCGAGAGAUUAAUGGGCAUUGUGUACAAAUUGCUUCUCACCAUCCCCAUUAGACCUAUGAAUAAAGCAUCUGGUUCUAAAAUUAAUUUGUUGCAGCUUUGUAAAUAUUUAUUUAAGAUUCAGCCUGAGAGUUAGGAGAAAUAUUUCAGAGCCAAAAGUGCCUUAUAAAACCUUAGCCUAUUAUAGUAAAUCAUUCAAGGAUUCAGAAUUUUGCAGUCACAGAAGAGUGUAUUUAUUAUGUAGAAUGAAUGAGGGUACUGUCACCUGCCUUAAUGUAGGUAGGCCCAGAGUCUUACAUUUAAGAUCUUACAUGCAAUUAUAAAACUGCCACAGUCUUCAAUCCAGAUUUAAAGAGUCAUGCCGUAGGUGACAUUCUAAAAUACCAUUAAAGCCACUUAAAUGUUAAAUAAGAAUAUACAUGCACAUCCGCUCAAUGUCUUUGAGUAUUAAUUUUAUGUAAGCAUUCUAUUUAACAUGAAUAUAGGACAAAUCAUGGCCAUAUCUAUAGACCUUGGAUAAACUGGAUUGACCAAUUGUACACUCACAGUGCCUUUUUUGUUGGUGGGAAGGGGAUUGGGGUGGGGCAGGGUGGCUUAAUGUAAUAUGAGCAACCAAAGUGGGACUUCUGGCUCCCCGCUAUAUUCCCAUUGCUCUGAAUUGUUGAUUGAAGGGUCAGGGAACUAGAUUUUAUGGCUUUAGUUCACUGUGACUGUACAUUUAUACUUGGCCUAUGUGCUGGCCACAUCUGAACAUAGCUGGUGCUUAUGCGGAGUUAUUUGUGAUGAGUAAAUAUUUAGUUUCUUUUUCUUCAUAUUUAUAACGUUGAUCUGGCAUCCUCAGGCUGCAGCUUAAUUAGCUUAUAAAUUACUCAUCUCUGUCUUUACCAGCAGGCUCUGUAUUGUUGAUAUUUGCAACUUGUUUUGCUUUUCCAUUGGUGGAAUUGAAAUAAUUAGUUUUUAAUUACAUAAGAUGCCUGUUUGCUAUUUGGUGGAAGAUAGAUGUUCAUAUUGAAGCAGUUACAUUUGUACUGUAGUUCAAUAAAAGAAAAAUGAAAUGAUAUUUUUCUUAGAGCUCAUGAAAUAUUUACUGUACUUGCUGGGUCUUGCCAAGAUCGUGUAUUCUGCUGCAUUGCCAAAGUGUCUUCAUACCAAAUUAAAGGUGGUUUUAAUAUAUGUUUCAUGGAAGUCGUUUAUAAAAUUCAAAGGUAUUUCAUUUAGAUGAAAAGUCUUAUUUAUUAAAGUGGUUUGAAUAAAGUAGAUCAAAACUUCCAGAGAUCUUAAUGGCUAUUUAGGAAGAAAUAUCACUCACCAUAAUUUAAACAAAGAAUAAAAAUACAUGUAUUUUGUGGUGGAAAAUGUUUGGUAGAACUGUAAUUAGAAAAAUACAAGUAUAUUUGGGUGAUGGUUACACUAGAAGCCCAGACUUUACGACUGCACAAUAUAUUCAUGUAUCUAAACUGUACUUGUAUCCCCUAAAUUUAUUUUUAAAAAAGGAAAAAUGUAAGUAUAAUGAAAAAACCUAUUUUUUUUCCACUGUCCUUCCACUACUCCCAUAACAAACUUAGCCGUGGUUGGUAAAAUUUUACGUAUUUUUAUCCUUGAAAUGAAGGCUUCUUUUAAAUUCCAAAGAAGUCAUGGAGGCCUGUGCAUUUGAAUUGUAUAUGCUAGUGAGGAUAAGAUUUAGACAUUUCAAGAGCAGGGUUGGUUGGGCGUGGUGGCUCACACCUGUAAUCCCAGCACUUUGGGAGGCCGAGGAGGGCGGAUCAUGAGGUCAUGAGAUCGAGACCAUCCUGGCUAACAUGGUGAAACCCCGUCUCUACUAAAAAUAAUAAAGAAAAAUGAGCCGGGUGUGGUGGUGGGCGCCUGUAGUCCCAGCUACUCAGGAGGCUGAGGCAGGAGAAUGGCGUGAACCUGGGAGGCGGAGCUUGCAGUGAGCCGAGAUCACGCCACUGCACUCCAGCCUGGGUGACAGAGCGAGACUCCGUCUCAAAAGAGCAGGGUCAUAAUCACACAGCAGUGCCUUAUAUAGUUGCCAUAAGACUUCAGUGGAGUACAACAUAAUUUUACAGCUACAUAUCAGGGCAAAUUCUAUAUGGUGUAUUUGUGUUAGAAUAACACAUUAAAUGUCUUUAAACAUAGAAAUAAGAAUGUUUGCAUGUUUCAGUUGUCAAGAACCAAAUGAGUAAUUAGCUAUAGAUUCCACUGGCCUUAAACAUACAAUUAAGUGUAUACAUGAUAUAGUGCACACACAGGAGUCACCUUUAAUUAUUAAAAUAACCUGUAUUCUUUUUGGAAAUCAUUUAAGUUUGGUAUUGAAGUACUAUAUUUUUUGUGCAUCAAUGUAUUUUUCUAUUUACAAGCCUAUGUAAAAGUGAAGUGUAUUUUCAGUGAACCAUGUGCCAAUUAAGCUGUAAUAAAAAAGUGGUCUAGUCUGUCAAA